UUCGGUGCUAUACAAUAUAUACAAAACAGUGGCAAACACAAUUACUGCACUACAAAUAGACAAUAGACAUUACACCAGAAUUUUGCCAUCCCUAUCCAUGAUGGCAUUUACACCCCGCGGAGCCCAACGGUCUCGAAACUCCUCCAAGGCCGCUGUGGACUGCGCGUGUUCUUUUUCAAUAGUUACCCGGGCACGAACAUACCCCCUAAACAUUGCCAGGCAGUCUGCCCGGGGAGAUCCCCCCGCCACCCGUUUCCAAGACCCACGGAUGGCAGAUUUCGCCUGCCCCAGGAGCAAGUUGACUAGGACAUCCUCAUCCCUCCAUGCCCCCUUCCUUACUGGAUGACCAUAUAUAAACAGGGUGGGACUAAAAUGCAGCCAGAAGGCGAGAAGCAGCCCACGCAAAUAUGCAAAAAGAGGCUGCAGCCUCACACACUCCAUGUACAUGUGGUACACGGUGCUGGGGGCAGCCGACAUAUGUUGCCAUGAUUUCAGCACUAACAUAGCAGGUAUACAACUUACUAACCUGUACGCCCUUGGACUGUGGGAGGAAACUGAAGCACCCGAAGGAAACCCACGCAGUCAUGGGGAGAACGUACAGACAGAGGCGGGAAUGGAUCACUGUUAACUCACCAUAAAGUACUAUGUUAACCACUACGCCACCAUGCUGCCCCAGAGGGAAUUCUCUGGUAAACACUGGUUAAGGAUCCAUGGAUGAGAUAGAGACAAAUAGUGCAGAGACUGCAAAAAUACAAAAGCACUCUUAUAAAUCUUGAAGGCUAUAUACUGUUCCUUUACAUUUGAUUUCCAAAACUACAGUACCCCACACUUGGCUCUGUUAUGAAAACUAAAGUUUCCUGGUAAUUACGAAGCAACAUGUUCAUUAGCAGUUUGAGAGGAUUUAGUAUUGAUAUUGAUUUAUUAGUUUUAAUUUUAUUUAUUUGGAGAUACAGUGCAGAGUAGGCCCUUCUGGCCCUUGGAGCUGUGCAACCCCAGUUUAACACUAACCUAAUCACAUGAUACUUUACAAUGACUAGGUAACCUACCCAGUAAAUCUUCAAACUGUCAGAGGAAACAGGAGCAUCUGGGAAAACUCACGCAUUCCGCAAGGACGUACAAACUCCUCACAGAGGACGCCGGGACUGAAUUCCUAACUCCAGUGUCCCAAGCUGUAAAGGCAUUGAGCUAACCACUACACUACCAUACCGCGCAAUUUCACAUGUACCAAGAAACGGUGAAAAUACUAUUCAUAUUUAUCAAAUCAUUACACAGUGCAAUGAGCUAGAAUAAGAUAAAACAAUAGCAAAGCAGAACAAAGUGUAAAAGCUACCAAAAAAAUGUGCAGUGCAAAUCAAUGAUAAACUGCAAGAUUAUAUCGAGGUAGAUUGUGAGGCCAAGAGUCUAUCAUAUUGUACAUUCAAGUUUCUGAUGACAGAAGGAUAUAAAGCAUCCUUGAGCCUGGUGGUAUGUUCUUCCAGGCUUUUGUAUCUCUGACCAAUGGGAUAUUGGAUAAGAGAAUGUCCGGGAUUAUUGGGGUCUUUGAUUACACUUGACAGCAAAGAUUUUACUCCUCAAUACUUUUGGGUACAUCUUAUAGAUUUUGGGUUGAAGAUCAUGAAAAUCACCAUGAAAUUUCCCUAUCUCAUACCAUUUUAUAAAAAUUGUCUAGAUUUGUUAUUUCCAAUCAUAAUUCAAGUCAGAGUAACCGAUGCCAAGAUUAAGGAAGGCAUUUUUGUUGGUCCUCAAAUUGAACAGGUCACCAAUGACAGGCAGUUUGAAAAUCUACUGGGACUGGAGAAAAUCACGUCGAAGGCAUUUGAGGAUGUUGUUGUAAUUUUCUUGGCGACUAGAGCACCCCACUAUGUACAGCUGGUUGACAAUAUGUUUCAAGCGUACAAAACCAUCAAGUGCUACGUGUCACUGAAGAUUAAUUUUCUGCAUUCCCAUUUAGACUUUUCCCCUGCAAAUCUUGGUGCUGUCAGUGACGAGCAACGUGAAAGAUUUCACUCCAUUGCUGUCAUGGAGAAUCGCUAUCAGGGCAACUGGAAUCCAUCAAUGCUGGCUGAUUAUUGUUGGACACUUAAGCAGGAAGCCUCAGACACUGAGAACAAACAAAAAUCACCAACAAAAUAUUUUUAGCUUAUUUGAACUACUGCAAAGCAUCAGCAUCGUUAUGCAGUUAAACACAUUAUAUUCAAUAAAAGUUAAUUUCUUUUUUUCUCCAAAUUCCUAUGUGAUACAUGUAGUCUGAAAUUAUAUAACCAUAUAACAGGCCAUCUCGGCCCUCCUAGUCAGUGCCAAACUCUUGAUCUCACCUAGUCCCACCUACCCACACUCAGCCCAUAACCCUCCACUCCUUUCCUGUCCAUAUACCUAUCCAAUUUUACCUUAAAUGACACAACUGAACUGGCCUCUACUACUUCUACAGGAAGCUCAUUCCACACAGCUAUCACUCUCUGAGUAAAGAAAUACCCCCUGGUGUUUCCCUUAAACUUUUGCCCCCUAACUCUCAAAUCAUGUCCUCUCAUUUGAAUCUCCCCCACUCUCAAUGGAAACAGUCUAUUCACGUCAACUCUAUCUAUCCCUCUCAAAAUUUUAAAUACCUCGAUCAAAUCCCCCCUCAACCUUCUACGCUCCAAUGAGCGUAGAAUAUGUGUUCAGCUUCAAGCAAAAACAUAUUCUGAGGAAGUAACACUUUAAAAAAAUUGUGUUCUAGUGUUAAGCUGACUGGUUAAUUGCUAGAAAGUGCAGGCAGAGCCCAUCGAGGACAGCUGGUUCCUGCAUGUCUCUAUAGACUCUUGCAAGUUUCAAUAGAUGUACAGUGGGGAGCAUUCUGACUGGUUGCAUCACUGUCUGGUAUGGAGGCUCCAAUGCGGAGGAUCGCAAGAAUCUGAAGAGGGUUGUAGAUUCAGCCAGCUCCACCAUGGGCCGUAGCCUCCCUACCACUGACAUCUUUAACAAGGCAAUGCCUCAAGAAUACAGCAUCGUUAAGAACCCUCGCCACCUGGGACGUGGCCUCUUCUCGUUACUACCAUCAUGAACGCCACGGUAGUCUAGCAGUUAACGUGACGCUACUACAGCUCGGGCCGUUCUGCAAUUUGGAGUUCAAUUCCAACACCGUCCGUAGGAAGUUGUACAUUCUCCCCAUGACUGUGUAGGUUUCAUCUAUGGAAAAAAGUAAAAGGUCAACGUUUUGGGCCAAGACCUGCUGAUUUCCCCAGCAUUUUGUGUGUGUUGCUUUGGAUCUCCAGCACCUAUAGAUUUUCUUGUCACCGAGUGGGCUUCCUGCGGGUGCUACGGUUUCCUCACACAUGCCAAAGAUGUUCUGGUUAGUAGGUGGAUUACUCAUUGGUGGGUUGCUAGCUCAUCGUGAUGAAAGGGUCUGUUCUGCGCUGUACCUCUAAAUAAGUAAGUUAAUAAGGAGUUACAGGAGUCUGAAGGCACACAAUCAACGUUUUGUAUACAGAUUCUUCCCAGAUUUCUGACUGGUCCUCACUAUUCCUUUUUUAUGCACAAUUUAUUUAUUUUUUACGUUUCAUACUAUACUGUUGCUGCAAAACGAAUUUCACGUCACGUAAGUCAGCGGUGUAGUAUUUAUGCGACUCGGACACCGCUGUAGUUUGAACAACCACGUUUAUUCAACAAACUUCCCAUCUUUCUUAUCCCCGUCCUGACAUCAUACGCACUCUGACCUACAAAUACUCACACACACAAUACAUUACAUCCCCCUUCUCAAGAUGUUUUUUUACAACACUGUGAACUACCAAAACAAUGCCUCUAGGUGUGCCUUUCUUACAUUGCAACAGCCAUGACAUAAACUUAAAAAAAAUCUUAACUUCUUAUACUGUAUUGUACACUGAAUCUUACAAUACUAACAGCAGUGUAUUAUCUUUUACUAACAUAGACUGAUAAACCUUUUAUUUCACACCUUGGAACUUAUAACGUGUGACUUUGCCUCAAGCUGCAUGAGACUGUAGGUAGAUCUAGUCUCUGUAUCUAGCUGGAAGUUUGACUUGUCUCCCAGACAGUGUGUAACACAACUGUGACUGUGCUUGUCCUUCAUCAGUGUCAGUCUCUCGAGUGACCUCUGUGUCUUUGCGGUCUGCAUUUCCACCUCGGUCGGCCCACGCCGAACCUUCACCUUCAUUGCACCGUGGGGUUUCGUCGCGCCCCUCACUCUUGGUGUCGUUUGUUUCCAUGUCUGUAUCUGUGGAAAUGUCCUGUGUAUCUGUACGUGGAAACACCCUCUCGCCUGUCUUCAGCAGAUGCUUCCUGUUCCUCCUGUAGACUCUUCCAUCCGGCAUGUGAACUAUGAAGGAUCUUGGUUGCUGAUGUCUGUUCACAACCACAGCUGGCUGCCACGUGUCUCCUCUCUGUAUUCUGACAAUUUCACCUAUAUACAGAUCUGGCAACUGUCUUGUACGUCUGUCAUAGUAGCUCUUUUGCUUGCGUGCUCCUGCAAUUUGCACAUCUUUGCAAAGUGAUUUCUUUUCUUGCAUAACUUGCAUGUCUGACCAAAGGCUGGACAUUUUCUGUAUCCAUGUUUAUAACCAUCUGUUGCAGUUAACUUCCUUUUGAUUAUCCUGUGGAGCUGGCUUUGUCCUACUCUUGUCAGUUUUCACAGUUUUUAUUUUGUGUACUUCAAUCUCUUCAUUGAGCACUCUAACCUGACUUGACGUGAUCUCGCUGGCAUGGCAAACGUCAAUUGCCUUUUCUAGUGUAAGCUCCGCCUCUCUCAACAGCCUGCCUCUCAGUUGAUCAUCUCGUAUGCCGCAUACAAUCCUGUCACGUAUUAAAGAAUCAUGUAGUUGUCUGAACUCACAGUCUUUUGCCUUGUACUUCACAUCUGUUACAUAGGCGUCUAUGGUCUCCGUUGGCCCUUGAGCCCUCGUGAAAAACAUGUAUCGGAUGUACGGAUGUGCUGUUCUUGGUUACCAGGCUAAAGAUGGCGGCGGUGUUGGAAGUAGAUGGGCCCGGGCCGCACGGAGAUCACAGACAUGAGAUGGAGGAGGAGCCGAUUGACUUGACAGGCUUGUCACCAGAAGAAAGAUGGAGGGUGGAACAUGCACGGAUGCAUGCCAAGCACCGUGGGCACGAAGCGAUGCACGCGGAGAUGGUGCUCAUCCUCAUUGUUACUUUGGUGGUGGCACAGAUUCUUCUGGUCCAGUGGAAACAAAGGCAUCCCAGAUCCUACAAUCUAGUGACACUGUUCCAGAUGUGGGUCGUGCCCCUCUACUUCACAGCGAAGCUACACUGGUGGAGGUUCCUAGUGAUUUGGGUACUCUUCUCGGUUAUCACUGCCUUCAUUACUUUCCGAGCAACACGGAAGCCACUGGAGAGAACGACACCCAGAUUGGUUUAUAAAUGGUUUCUUCUACUUUACAAACUGAGCUACACUACUGGAAUUGUGGGAUAUAUUGGCGUCAUGCUCACCCUCUUUGGUAUAAAUUUAUUAUUUAGGAUAAAGCCUGAAGAUGGAAUGGAUUUUGGAGUGUCGCUACUGUUUUAUGGGCUUUAUUAUGGAGUAUUGAGCCGUGACUUUGCAGAGAUGUGCGCGGACUACAUGGCUUCUACAAUAGGGUACUACAACGCAUCAGGGAUGCCGACCAAGCACCUCUCCAAUGAGAUCUGUGCAGUCUGUGGACAAAAAAUCUUUGUGGAUGUCAACGAGGAAGGCAUCAUAGAGAACACCUACAAGCUCUCCUGUAAUCAUGUAUUCCACGAGUUCUGCAUCCGAGGCUGGUGCAUUGUGGGAAAGAAGCAGACAUGUCCAUACUGUAAAGAGAAGGUGGAUCUGAAGAGGAUGUUCAGUAACCCCUGGGAGCGACCUCAUGUUAUGUAUGGCCAGUUGCUGGACUGGUUGCGUUACUUGGUUGCUUGGCAACCUGUGAUCAUCGGACUGGUACAGGGUAUCAACUACAGUCUAGGACUGGAAUAAGUGGCUACUUCUCCUGAGUUUUUAAACCCUUGUCCACUCCCCCAUCUCCCUGAAACACCAAUUCCAUGGAUUUGAACCAAUCAGAAUGUUUUGUUAAGUUGUUGGACGCCCCUGGCGGAGGAAGAGAAAGGAGUACUCACCUCCUGCCAUUUGGAUAAGAGAAGCAAGAGGGCUGGCUUUGCUGGCCCUAUUAUCUCUCCCUCCCCUUCUUUUCUCCUAAAGGACAUGAAGAUUUCCAUCACUGACUUUGCCAUCUCCCAUCUCCGAGUGGAUCAACCUGUGGGUCUGGACAGCCCCCCAAGCCUGUGCAGUGUUUGUGGGGCCAGCAAGCCAGCUCUGUGUCUAACAUCCUCAGCGGCCUCCUCCUCCUCCUGUUCCUGACCAACAGUCUGGAGGGACUGAAUGGCCUCUCCGAGCAUGCAGGUUGUUGUGGUGACUAAUUCCAAGAUUGCAGGCCUGGAUGCUGUUUCGUUUCUUCGAAAGAUUCAAUCUGCCUUCAGACUGGAAGUUGAGAAUUUUUUAAAAAACUAAUAAAUGGGUUCCCAGCA
Molecule: messenger RNA, 6486 nt
Organism: Hypanus sabinus (Atlantic stingray)
Lineage: Eukaryota; Metazoa; Chordata; Chondrichthyes; Myliobatiformes; Dasyatidae
Product: E3 ubiquitin ligase RNF121
Exons: 10
Coding region: 4946-5938 (330 amino acids)
Cellular component (GO): Golgi membrane; endoplasmic reticulum membrane
Molecular function (GO): ubiquitin protein ligase activity; metal ion binding
Source: RefSeq, a predicted model, not a curated record